Messenger RNA from Peromyscus californicus insignis, 5837 nucleotides. RefSeq names its product nuclear casein kinase and cyclin dependent kinase substrate 1 (gene Nucks1). Gene Ontology annotation, molecular function: single-stranded DNA binding; double-stranded DNA binding. The transcript has 7 exons. Gene Ontology annotation, biological process: interstrand cross-link repair; double-strand break repair via homologous recombination. The coding region runs from base 159 to 887 and encodes 242 amino acids. The record is from RefSeq and is a predicted model, not a curated record. NCBI's taxonomy places the organism in Eukaryota, Metazoa, Chordata, Mammalia, Rodentia, Cricetidae. Gene Ontology annotation, cellular component: cytoplasm.
GCCCGACACCAGCAGCCGCGGACUCUUGAGAAGCCAGCAGCUCGGGCCUCGGUAGCAGCGGCCCCGCCGGCCGGAGCGGGGGGGUGGGGCGCCGAGCGCGCGGGGAGGGGGGGUCCUGGUCCUCGGCUCCUCGACUCGGUCGUGCCUCGACAGCGAACAUGUCUCGGCCUGUCAGAAAUAGGAAGGUCGUUGAUUACUCACAGUUUCAGGAAUCAGAUGAUGCAGAUGAAGAUUAUGGAAGAGAUUCAGGCCCUCCUGCUAAGAAAAUUCGAUCUUCUCCUCGAGAAGCUAAAAAUAAGAGGCGAUCUGGAAAGAAUUCACAAGAAGACAGUGAAGACUCAGAAGAAAAAGAUGUGAAGACUAAGAAGGAUGAUUCUCACUCAGCAGAUGACAGUGAAGAUGAAAAAGAUGAUCAUAAGAAUGUUCGCCAGCAACGACAGGCAGCGUCAAAAGCAGCUUCUAAACAGAGAGAGAUGCUCUUGGAAGAUGUUGGCAGUGAGGAAGAGCCAGAAGAAGAUGAUGAGGCACCAUUCCAGGAGAAUUCUGGCAGCGAUGAAGACUUCCUGAUGGAGGAUGAUGACGACAGUGACUAUGGCAGUUCCAAGAAGAAAAACAGAAAGAUGGUUAAGAAGUCCAGACCCGAGAGAAAAGAAAAGAAAAUGCCCAAGCCCAGACUAAAGGCUACGGUGACGCCCAGUCCAGUGAAAGGCAAAGGAAAAGUGGGUCGUCCCACGGCUUCAAAGGCAUCAAAGGAAAAAACUCCUUCUCCCAAAGAAGAGGAUGAGGAAGCAGAAAGCCCUCCAGAAAAGAAGACCUCUGCAAGCCCUCCACUUGAGAAGUCUGGAGAUGAAGGGUCUGAAGAUGAAGCCCCAUCUGGGGAAGAUUAAAAGUGAUGUUUGGGGAGAGAUUUUAUUAAAAAAAAAAAAAAAAGGAAACCUACAUAGGACACGGUUUGGGCUGUGGCUUGACUCAUGGGCUUUCAGUGCUAUUUCAUUUGUCUAAAAUAAUGUUUCUAUCUCUCUUUCUCUUUCACUCUCAAAACUAUUGUAUGUUGAAAUGUUUAAGUUGCCAUUUUGUCUAAUGGUCUUCUUUCUUUGCCAACCCCUCCCUCCCCCUCUCCCAAUGAAAGCCAUGUCAAUUAAUCACUGGGUUGACUGCUUGUCUUUGUAUUUUUAAUGGAAGUUAGGAAUCCCACAGCUGUAAAGCAAUAAGAUUUGAGAUGGACGCUAUGGAAACUGCUUUUUGCUAAAGAAUAGCAACUUGAACAAUAAUCAGAAAAACUAGGAAGGUUUUAGUUGAAAAUUAUUGUUCUUUUUCCUGUACUUUUGACAGACCAGUUGUCAUUUAACAUGAGCUUAUAUGUCUAAAGUGUAAAUGUCAAAAAGAAUCAUGACUCUAAACUUAGGCUGAUGAGGCAGUUGGAGAUGAACAUGAAUUCUGGGUUGUUAACUCACGUUAUCCUCUGGGUGUGGAGGGAAUAGACUUCCUGGAGCUUGUCUGCAAGUGUGGGCUUUCUUAUUUUAUACUUGUUAUUCUCAGAGACUUGGAGCCAGUGGUCCUUUUGUCCCAAUAACAGUCUUUUUAAACAAUGGGCCACCAGAACCCAGAAUCAUCAUUAAUUUCAUAUUUCAUUCAUGUUUUCAUCGAUUCAUGUUUUUUAAAAUAUAUAUAUAUUAUAUAUAUCCUGUUUUUUUGGAUAGAAUUUUACCACUGAUCAAAAAAUUAAAAAGAUUCUCUAGAAUUUUGAUGACAAGAUGAGUGUACACCUCACAGUGCAUUUCUUUAUAGGCUGAUGAUGUUAAAGUUUUAAGCCAAUAAAGUUUGAGUUAAUGUGAAGCUAAAAUGUAAAGGAUUGAGAUUUAUCCUUUAUGCAUACAGAUAAUUGAAAUUCUUUUAUGCUAUAAAUGUUUUCAAGGGCCCAUGAACCAUGCCGGUUUUAUUUGGGGAUAGAAACAGUUUCCUUUUGAUAUUUAAAUCUUUUCUUCAUAGUAACAUACUAUGAUAACACAUCUCACAACUUUAUCCUGCUACUUCAAGUUCUCGAAGUUCUACCAUGGAAUAUUAUUUUCAUUUACUGACAGCAUGGGAGUAUGUUAAAUGCUGCUUCCAUACUGUGGAAUUGUUUUGCCUCUUAGUUGUUCUGAGCCCCUCCUUUCUGUUCAUGUUUCUUAAAGCAAGAGCAGGAUUAGUGAACUAUUUUAGGGUGCCUUUGUGCCAUUGAUAACAGUCUAGACACCUUAACAGAGCAUCAGGACAUAGAUCUAUAGGUUUGAUCCUCCACAUUCAGAUCCCAUGUACCAAUAGAAGCAAAGUUUAGGGGUCCUAUUAUGCUACUAAAUUAAAGAUUUAGUGGAAUUAAUUUCUGUGUAUUUUUCUGCACUUAAGCUGACUUUGCUCCCUCAGUAUUCUGCUUUUGUGUUUUUUAAGUGACAUGUUUGUCUCAGACAAUGUCAUUUUCUUAUAGGUGUUCAUAGGACAAAGGGUUAUUUAAGAAAUAUUUUUACUCAAGUUUUUAAGACACUUUAAAGAACAUUCUUAGAUCUGCUUUAAAAUAAAUAAAAUAAAUAAAUAAAACACCUAGUGGCAGAGAGUCAUUUCAACCCUGCACUGUUAAUAAAUGAGUAUUAAAUAUGGCCAAAACUAGAAACUUGAACAUAAGUGGUUGGAUUAUUGUAUUAUGGAAUGGAAGUAGAGUUGUGAGCUGUGUCGUGGGGUAUUUCAGAUUAUCUGUUUGCUUUAGUGGGCUUGCUCAGGUACUCAUCCUUAAGCAAAGAGGAGACUCACCGUUGUUUCCACCAGGCAUCUCUCCCUUUUAGGGGUUUACAACUCAGUCUUACAUUCCUAGUGAUGUUUGGGCUUCUCGUAGGUCAUGCUUCAUGAGAAUUUGUGGGUAGGGCAUCUUUCAACUUAGCCUCAGUUUUUAAAGUCUCUUUAAUAUAUUAAUCUGCACUAACCUCUGAUUUUAUCUACCUGUAAUUGAGAAAUAAUACUGUCUUGUAGGUUACUUGUGUCUGAUUGGGCUUCUUGUUUAGAGGCCCUUUUAAAACUAAUUCAUUAGCUUGAAAAGUAUAUUUUCUAAUCACAGGCUGGUUAGAUUGAUUGGUGUCUCAAGUGAGCACACGGGCUCUGAAUGAAUGACCUUUGCUUUCACUUCAUUGUUUAUAACACUGUCUUCCUUCAAAUCAUGCAUGCAAAUAGGAAGACAUUUAAUGUGACUCAACUGGAAACAGGUGCUUAGCAGUUAGGUCUAAUAACGACAGCAGAUAGGUCACAGCUGUAGGCUCUUAAUGACUGGCGCUGGGCACCUCCGUGGCUCACUGUCUGCCUUUUUUCCCCCCUGUGUGCCUAUAGUGAGGUGGUAAUGCAUUCACUGUCUUGCUUUGCAGUGCUCAGGAAAUGGGGGUGUUCAUUUGAAGGUGCCUGUCUGUUAUCGCGUCUCUGCUGGGUUUACCUCUAACGGAUUGCAGCAGCUUUGCUGGCUAACACUACAAGUUCUCAAGGCUCUUUUUAAAGCCUUUCUCUUCCCCCACCCAGAAAUGGAAGCCUCUGUCUCCCCUAGUGGUAACGUACUGCUGCUUUUAACCCUCCACCUCAGAUGGAUAUAUUUUAAAUACCUCCCACUCAGAAUUAACCUUACAAAGAAAAAAUUAAUAGUAGGAUGUUUCUUCUAGAAUGGUAAGAGAAUCAAUCCCCCACCAAACACCUUUUCUUUAAAAAGUAAAACAAAACACAGCAUUUUGUGUGCCCUAGGCUGCCUCAUUUAAACUCCUGUUUGGUUUUUUUCAAAACAACUUAUAUUUCAGUCUUAAAAUACUUCUAUUUGGUACUAGUUCAAAUAGCGUUUUCUUCCAGAUAACCAAUCAGUAGUAAAAUUUGAGGUUAUAAUCUAGUAAGAUUUUUGAUGGAUAUAGUCAGCUGAACUUGACUUUUUUUUAACAUGGUUUUACUGUGUAGCCUGGCUGGGAGUCCUUCCCCCUCCACUCUUAAUACUGCUGGGAAUAAUGCCACCAUGACAGGUGACACUUUUUUAAGAUAGGUUUUUUAAUUUUAUGACCAUGAACGUGUAGGUGGCAGGUGAACUUUCAGCCUACAGGUUGGAGAGGGGAGUAGUGUAAACAAACUCAGGUUUAGGGGCUGCUACAAGAGCAGAAUUUAGAAGCAACGGAAAGCCUUGUUGGUGUUGUGGAGUGAGUGUCUGUUAGAACAGUUCUUUUUACCUGUAGCACCGGAAGCUACACUGAAUACGUUGCCACCUGUGAAUGGGUAGGAAGAAAUCCAAGAUAGGCUCUUCAUGGUGUUUAGAGGGAGAUCAAAAACAGGCAGUGAGCACUUCCGCCAGAGGGAACUUAAAGCCACUGGUUGCUCCUGGGGGUGGAGUAUUGUCAUUUUCUCUCCAGAGGAAGCUGCUGAGUUACUUGAAGAUGGGGAGUUUAUUGGGUUUUUUUUUUUUUUUAGUAUUGGGAUGUCAAGCUAUCGAUAGCCAUGUUCUUAUUUCAAUCUCAUUUUCCCUUUGUCUUAGGAAACAAAAUACAUGAUUCUGAAUAUCAAAUCCAUUAAUUAUACUUUGGUUUAAAGCCUAAUUCACAGUGGUGCUGAUUGUAAUAACCACUAUUGGGGAGGGGGGUCCCAUAUGCCUAUCUAUUGCCAUGCCAAUGAGUAACUGAACCGGUGACAUCUGUUUGAGCAUGCUCUACAUGGCUGUAGAGCACCACAGUUGUGCAGACACUUUGUAUAUCGGGUGAGGGAGGGUUUUCUAGAUUUGGGGGGAGGGUAAAUUGGGAUUUUUUUUUUCCUUCCUUUUUUGAUGGGUUGGGAGUAUAGUACUCAGUCAUGCCCUAAAAAUAACAUGUAUAAAACCCUGAAGUGUGGUGUGGGUGUGGGUAUGUGUGAGUGUGUGUUUGUAAAUGUCUGGCAAUUAAACCUUUGUCUUCUGGAAGUUAGUGAAUUUUUUUCCUUUUUCCUCUGGAAGUAUUUGUUACAAGAUUUGUAAAUAAGAGCUCUACGUAGUCGGUUUACCAUGGACAUGUUGCAGCAAACCUUACAUGCUUAAUUCCUGCAAGGAGUGACUUACCAGGUUACGCAGCAGCCACAAUCUCAGUAAUUGUUUGCCUUGAUUCAUCUUUUAGACUUCAUUUGCCAGUUCUAAAACCUCCCAGUCUUCCUUGAUUUUAGUCCUUAAUCUUUCAUGUUCUGAGCAGGAGGAGUCAGAGAGCUAGCCUAACUGUAGCCUAGGCUAUGGCCUGAGAGCCAGGCAUCCUUUUUUUCAUAUUGCAGUGUGGCUAGACACAUGAUCAGACAUCAGAGGGUUGGGCAUUCUUGCAAUACCUUAGCAGUGCUGAAAUGUGCAGCACGGUACUAAGGAAGUUAAAGUUUGAAUGUAACCACUUUAUUUAAAGCUUUUUUCCUUUAAUUUAAAUGAAACCGAGUUGAAGUGAACAUGAAUUUGUUAACCAUGUUUGUGAAUUAUAGAUGCAACAUGCAUUGGUAGAAUUGUGUGAUGGUCUAAUGUGAUACUUCAUUUUUACAUAUCCCCAUCUGUAUGUAUCUACAUAAAAAGAAACUCUUGCUUUGCUCUGAUUGGAGGAUUUCCAGGACUGCUGUCUUCUCCUGAACUUUGUUUUAAAUAUGUGUUUCCUUUGCUUGUAUUUUGUAUUUAAAAAAAAGUAAAAAAAAAAAAAGUACCCCAUAUUGUUGAGCAUGUUGGCAUUGUCCCCUUUAUUUUUUUCUCUUUUUGGGGACAUAUGAAGCAAGUUAUUUUCUGUAUCUUUCUUUUCUUUUGUAAACGUUUUGGUUUGUUUUGUUUUAAAAUGGCUUUAUAAAAGGGCUUUUGUAACCCA